Oncorhynchus gorbuscha (pink salmon) is the source of this 1935-nucleotide messenger RNA. RefSeq lists its product as uncharacterized. NCBI's taxonomy places the organism in Eukaryota, Metazoa, Chordata, Actinopteri, Salmoniformes, Salmonidae. Bases 22 to 600 code for a protein of 192 amino acids. Gene Ontology annotation, biological process: regulation of transcription by RNA polymerase II; immune system process. The transcript is spliced from 4 exons. Gene Ontology annotation, molecular function: DNA-binding transcription factor activity, RNA polymerase II-specific; RNA polymerase II cis-regulatory region sequence-specific DNA binding; protein binding. The record is from RefSeq and is a predicted model, not a curated record. Gene Ontology annotation, cellular component: nucleus.
GUUGAGUCCAUCUGCCCUUCAAUGGCUGACAGAGAGGCCAGAAUCCAAGCCCAGCACUGUUUUCUUGUCUCAGUGGAGUACUGCGAAGAGGAGGUGCUUAGUCAUGAGGUCAUGGGGGGUGAUGUCAGAAUUGCCCACAAGACCUCCCUAAUGAUGGAUGGGAUCCCCUUCAUUUUUCUCCCAAAGCCCCCCAACACCCUUCCUAUCUCCUCUGAUCGUUCAAACCUCUCCAACCUGUUGUCCCUCAUGGAGGGUGGAGUGGUUUUAAGCUCUAGGGAGGAAGGUAUCUAUGCUGAACGGCAUAGCCAAGCCACAGUCUCCUGGAUGGGUGGCACCGGAGAUGAGAUGCACGUGAUGGAGCGUGAUGUGGACCCUGUGAUGCUCUUCAACAGAGAGACCUUUAGACAGGAGUUGGACCGCUUCGCCAGAGCAGAUGGCUCCCAACCUCAAUGUGGGUUCAGCCUAUGGUUUGGGCAAGACUCAUCACUCAGUGCACCAAUCUUUAUAUCGAUUAAAUUGCCAUGGGCUCAGCAGCUAUUCAAGGAAGUUCAUGACUUCAGGAUCUGGCUUGAGUCCUCCCCUGUCUCUCCUGGAGUCUGAAGAACCGGUUGGAGUCCCAACAGGACUCCAAUUGCUCCCAAUAUGAGCCUAGGCCACAGCAUUUCCCACCAAACCUGUACCCUAAUCACCUCUCCUCAACCUUUUCACCUAUUUUCAUUCCCUAUAUAAACAGCUUAUUGAGCACUAUAUUUAUUCCAUCUCACACUAAAUAGAAGACAAUCAGACAGUAAAUUAAUAAAUACCCUUCAAAUACAUCAUUUUAAUGUUGCUUAUUUGUCCAUUUUACAUUAAUGCUUACUUCAUGCUGUUUGUUCUAUUACAUUUGUUUGACAUUUUAUCAAUUUUGUGACAGUUAGGUAAAUGGAUACAGGUUGAUAGAGAUAGAUAUAUUGAAAAUAGGUAUUAUAAAGAAUUAUACUAUUCAGACAUGUGCAAGUACAUUUGUGCAAAAUGUGCAAGUACAUUUGACAUUUUAGUAAUUUAGCAGACACUCUUAACCAGAGUGACUUACAGGAGCCAAGUGUCCUGGACUGAACUAUGUCCCCCAACCUCCUAGACUGAACUAUGUCCCUAAUUGGUUCCUCUCGCUGGUGUAGUCAACUGGCUGAUGCUAGAACCUUUGUGGGCAUGGAAGUAUAUGUGAUAUAAGACUGUAGUAGGAGGGUUGAUGUGGGCUUUUUGCACAUUAAUGAGUGAUAUACAUGAAUGAGGUCCACGGUUUAAAUCAUAAGUGAAAUGUCCAUUACUUUAACUAUACUAUAUACUAUGUUCACUACAAAUCACUUAUCAAUCCAUAAUCAUUCAGCAGUUGUGAGAUGGAUCUCAUUGUUAGUAAUGACAGUGUAUCUAGUCAAGCUGCUCUCAAACCUAUAUAACUAGUACACAGUAAAAAAUGCAGUAUCAAUAUUGUUCUGAAAUAUGUUGGCUGGAGUUGUGCUGUUAUCUAAUAAACAAUAUUGCUAGACUAAUUACAUAGCAGUUACAUAGCAGUUAUUAUAUAAGUACACAAGAGAGAUUAAAGUAGACGGUCAAAGUCAAAGUAAUUGAUUUAUGACCCCUGCAUUAUGAUGACGUGUGCAUGUCCAAAUAUCCCAUUCCUCUUGUUCCUGUGGUCACGUGUUAGAGGGUGUGUGUUAUUUUAUAUAUCUAUGGCAUCCUUUGAAGUAGUCAUGGUGAUUGAUGUCUAGGGGCCUGGUUGAACUGGGGGGGUUGAGUGUUUGAACUUUUGGAAGGUGUAUGUCCCCCACCCCCAGUUUUAUUGCCCUUAUGUUUGUUAUCUGAUGAAGCAGGAAUGUCCUGGGGUAUUGUGGCAUAUGCAUUAUAAAUGUCCUGAACAAGGCGUGCGAACCCAGAACCGCACUUUGUCACUCCAUC